AUGUUCUCGCUUUCCCCGGCUCCACCUCGAACUCCAACGACUGAUUCUUAUGUCGAGAAAGUCGUGCACAACUGCACUCACGCAUUUGUCCGGUGUGACCAUGUGCGCCUGCUGCUGGAAUCACCAUACGAAGGACCGCUCCGCGUGCUCGCACGCAACGCCAAGGCCUGCCUGAUAAUUCGCGGUGACAAGGAGGAUGUGGUCAUUGUCAAUCACGUCAAGGCUGCUGUUGCGGACGAGCCGCCGGAUCUGUCACAAGGACAAAAAUGUGCUGACCCCCUAACUCCUGUUCCUCCAUUUUCACAAUCCCCUGCUCACUCCCCCUUCACCUCCCUUGCCCUCCACCCCUCCUUUCCGCAUACAUCCUCUCCCUGCAUGUCUACAGCAUCCAACUGCAACGUCAUCCUUCACCAUAGCACGCAGUCAACCCUCUUCGACCGUACCUCCUAA
Messenger RNA from Spirometra erinaceieuropaei, 450 nucleotides. The record is from the annotation of a GenBank genome assembly. Lineage: Eukaryota; Metazoa; Platyhelminthes; Cestoda; Diphyllobothriidea; Diphyllobothriidae.